This is a messenger RNA of Trichosurus vulpecula (common brushtail), 2857 nucleotides long. It is a transcript of the gene TEC, whose product is annotated as tec protein tyrosine kinase. The transcript is spliced from 17 exons. Bases 7 to 1908 code for a protein of 633 amino acids. Lineage: Eukaryota; Metazoa; Chordata; Mammalia; Diprotodontia; Phalangeridae. Gene Ontology annotation, biological process: adaptive immune response; peptidyl-tyrosine autophosphorylation; B cell receptor signaling pathway. Gene Ontology annotation, molecular function: protein binding; non-membrane spanning protein tyrosine kinase activity; ATP binding. The record is from RefSeq and is a predicted model, not a curated record.
AAUCAGAUGACCGAGAUGAAUUAUAACACUCUUCUUGAAGAGAUUCUUAUUAAAAGGUCACAACAGAAGAAGAAAACUUCACCUUUAAACUACAAAGAGAGGCUUUUUGUACUAACAAAGUCUAUGUUGACUUACUAUGAAGGCCGAGCAGAGAAAAAAUAUAGAAAGGGAUUUGUUGACAUCUCAAAAAUCAAAUGUGUGGAAAUAGUGAAGAUUGAUGAUGGUGUUAUUCCUUGUCAGAAUAAAUAUCCAUUUCAGGUUGUCCAUGAUUUGACUACACUUUACAUUUUUGCCCCCAGUGCACAAAGCAGAGAUCGAUGGGUGAAAAGCUUAAAGGAAGAAAUCAAGCACAACAACAACCUGAUGGUCAAAUACCAUCCCAAGCUCUGGGCAGAUGGAAGCUAUCAGUGUUGUAGACAAACGGAAAAGUUAGCACCUGGAUGUGAAAAAUAUAAUCUCUUUGAGAGCAGUGUAAAGAAAGUACUACCUCCAGCACCAGAAAAAAAUAAGCGAAGGCCUCCACCUCCUCUUCCGCCUGAAGAAGAUAAAAAUGAAGAAAUAGUUGUAGCAAUGUAUGAUUUCCAAGCAACAGAAACACAUGAUCUCAGACUAGAGAGAGGCCAAGAAUAUAUUAUACUGGAAAAAAAUGAUGUUCAUUGGUGGAGAGCAAGAGAUAAGUAUGGGAGUGAAGGAUACAUUCCAAGCAACUAUGUUACAGGGAAGAAAUUGAGCAACUUAGAUCAAUAUGAAUGGUAUUGUCGAAAUAUGAACAGGAGUAAGGCAGAGCAGCUUCUUAAAAGUGAAGAUAAAGAAGGAGGUUUCAUAGUGAGGGACUCCAGUCAACCAGGCAUGUACACAGUCUCCCUUUAUACCAAAUUUGGAGGGGAAGGUUCAUCAGGAUUUAGACACUAUCAUAUAAAGGAAACAACAACAUCUCCAAAGAAGUACUAUCUGGCAGAAAAACACGCAUUUAAUUCAAUUCCUGAAAUUAUUGAAUACCAUAAGCACAAUGCAGCAGGGCUUGUCACCAGGCUGCGGUACCCAGUAAGUGCGAAAGGGAAGAAUGUACCAACAACUGCAGGGUUCAGCUAUGAGAAAUGGGAAAUCAACCCCUCAGAGCUGACCUUUAUGAGGGAAUUGGGAAGUGGACUGUUUGGAGUAGUCAGGCUUGGCAAAUGGCGGGCCCAGUACAAGGUGGCAAUCAAAGCCAUUAGAGAAGGUGCGAUGUGUGAGGAAGACUUCAUUGAAGAAGCCAAAGUGAUGAUGAAGCUAUCUCACCCCAAAUUAGUUCAGCUUUACGGUGUGUGCACUCAACAAAGACCCAUUUACAUUGUUACGGAGUUCAUGGAAUGUGGCUGUCUUCUGAACUUCCUUCGACAAAGACAUGGUCACUUCAGUAGAGAUGUUCUGCUAAGCAUGUGUCAGGAUGUAUGUGAAGGAAUGGAGUACCUGGAGAAGAACAGUUUCAUCCACAGAGAUCUGGCUGCCAGGAAUUGUUUAGUGAAUGAGUCAGGAGUUGUGAAAGUAUCUGACUUUGGAAUGGCAAGAUAUGUCCUGGAUGACCAAUAUACCAGUUCAUCAGGUGCUAAGUUUCCAGUGAAGUGGUGUCCACCAGAAGUUUUUAAUUACUGUCGAUUUAGCAGCAAGUCAGAUGUUUGGUCAUUUGGUGUGUUAAUGUGGGAAAUAUUCACUGAGGGUCGAAUGCCUUUUGAGAAAAAUGCCAACUUUGAGGUGGUAACAAUGGUUAGCCGUGGCGACAGGCUUUACCGGCCAAAGUUGGCUUCCAGAUAUGUUUAUAAAGUGAUGCUGAGUUGUUGGCAUGAGAAACCAGAGGGAAGACCUUCAUUUGAAGAGUUGCUGCACACGAUAGAUGAACUAGCAGAAUGUGAAGAAACUUUUGGAAGAUAAAUGGUGCUAUAACUGGCAGAUCCCUAAUGCUAGAGCACAAGGAAAAAUGGUGCCUUGUGCAGAACUUUUCAUUUAUUUUGCACAUGGAUAAACAGCUUAUUUUGUUUAGUCUGGAAACACUCUAGGCCUUUACUUGAGGAGCUUUCACAGCACCAACAGUGUGGCUUGUUCUCCAAUUACGAUAAUAGCCUUGCAGAUAGGAACUACAAACUACAAAAAGACAGCUCUUCAAAGCCCCAGUCUUCUGGGGUGAAGCAUUGCUGUGUCAGUUGGAAGAAGCCAGGGUCAAACAGGAAUACAAAUGGUGCCAUGAGCUAGAGAAAUACCCUACCAGCUUCUCUCCUCAUUGCUUUCUCAAACCUAGAGCCCAGGGCCUCAUCCUGGAAAGAGGAAAGAUCCCAAAUCAUAUAAGUCACCAUCAUUGGGGUCAUUUUCAAUAUUACUAAGCAUUCUUCAACACUUAGGUGAUGUUGUAUGACUGCAAGUGAUGGAUUAACCCAUUCUUCAAAGAAUGACUAUUGUGUGUCCUCUGAAUGCAAUGCAGAAACACAUAGUAGGCAUGAAUAGUCAGCAAUAUAGUGUUACCAAGGAGUUGCAUAGAAUGUUUUCAGAGAAAUAUGAGAUUGGAAAAGGAGAUGGACCAGUCACAUAGCAAGAAUGAGGAAUGGGUAAGCUUUACACUCCAUUGGCUUCUAUUCACUGUCCAGAGAUCUAAGAGAAGGCUACAGAAUGUUGGGUGAGACUCUAUGAGAAAAUUCAGUGGGAGGAUAUGGACUAGAGAUGGACAGGAUGAGAAGGCACCAAUGGGUCACAAUCUGCACUGUGAAAGGGACUAUCCACAUCAGUAAGAUCACAGGUCCAUUGAAGUAUUACGUGUUUUCACAAUCCAAAUGACUUACGUGCUGUAUGUAUUGUAAAUAUAUACAUAUACAUAAAGUUAUAUAUUUAU